GCAGGGAGGGGGGGACACUCAGAUUCCUGGGACGUUAUGGCUUUCAGAAGAAGGAAAAGUUACCCCAUCUUCAGCCAGGAGUUUGUCAUCCACAACCAUGCGGACAUCGGCUUCUUCUUCGUCCUGUGCGUCCUCAUCGCCCUCAUGUUUGAGGUCUCUGCUAAAACUGCCUUUAUCUUCAUCUUACCUCAGUAUAACAGCAGCCUCCAGUCUCUCGAUGGUGAGAUCGUCUAUUAUCACUAUGGUGCGAAGGAUCUGGUCACCAUAUUGUUCUAUGUUAUCAUUGCAAUCAUUCUGCACGCGAUCGUCCAGGAAUAUAUGCUAGACAAAAUAAACAGACGGCUCCACCUGUCUAAGGUAAAGCAAAGCCGCUUUAAUGAAUCCGGGCAGCUGGCGGCAUUUCACUUGGCCUCCAUGUUUUGGAGUCUGUAUGUUGCGGCCACGGAAGGUUAUUUAUCUAAUCCAAAGACCCUAUGGGAAAGUUAUCCUCAUGUGUAUUUACCAUUUCAAGUGAAGUUUUUCUACCUGUGCCAGCUGGCUUAUUGGCUACACGCUCUGCCAGAAUUAUACUUCCAAAAAGUAAAGAAGGAGGAAAUCCCUCGGCAGCUUCAGUACAUUGUACUUUAUUUACUUCAUAUAGGAGGAGCUUAUUUGCUGAAUUUAACCCGUUUGGGGUUGAUAUUGCUGUUACUACAGUCAGUUGCCGAGUUCCUUUUCCAUAUUGCACGGCUUUUCUACUUCACUGAUGAAAACAAUCAAAAGCUUUUUAAUGCCUGGGCGGUGGUUUUUGUGGUCUCCCGACUUUUUACUCUCACCCUCUCUGUCCUGACCAUCGGGUUUGGGCUUGCUAGAGCAGAGGUCCACACCUUCAACCCAGAUAAAGGCAACUUCAAUACAUUGCUUUUCAGGAUGAUUGUGUUGCUUAUGAUGUGCGUGUCGCAGACUUGGAUGAUGUGGCGAUUUAUUCACUUCCAGUUGCGUCGUUGGCGAGAGUGCUGUAAAGAACAAGCUGCUAAGAAGAGGAUUCCUGUAGCUGUGAUGGCCAAGCAACAGGUCAAAAUUCUUAAAAGGGAUUCAGGCUAUCAUGAAAAUGGAUUGGUUAAAGCAGAGAAUGGAUCCACACCUCGACCGAAAAAAAUAAAGUCUCCAUAAUAAACAAUAAAAACAAAGCCAAACCCUUGUGGCAGAGAAUCUGGGGCACAUGGAGGACCCGGGACUAGAACUGUGCCCCAAAUUCUGUCAUCUUCUGUGCCCAUCUGGGCUAGAAAAAAAGUGCCUUCAAAAAAUCCUCAUUAGAAACUUUUUGUUAUGGUAUUUAAAAAAAAACAAAGAAAAUUCUGCUAUGUGCCGAACUUGCCUUCAACCUGUACCUGGUACACUCAAGCCUCGGAAAGCGUAAAUUCCCUCUUUCUGAGUGGAUUACAGUAUUUCUUUUUUGACACCCUUGCACAGCAAAUAGUUUUCUAUGCCGGUUACACAAUCAGCCGUUCCAUUGGGACACUACCUCCAUUCACAGCCCGUUCAGUGGUGUCAUUAUAUCUUGCAACGUACGUAUAAGCACUACUUCUGGGAUGUUGUGUGUCUUACCAUGUUGGACUGCAUGUUGGUUCCUUCAAUGGCCAUGCCCUUUUUCACCUCCACAGCUUAACAGUCA
Hyla sarda is the source of this 1654-nucleotide messenger RNA. It is a transcript of the gene TRAM2, whose product is annotated as translocation associated membrane protein 2. Bases 37 to 1152 code for a protein of 371 amino acids. Gene Ontology annotation, cellular component: endoplasmic reticulum membrane. The transcript has 11 exons. Gene Ontology annotation, biological process: protein insertion into ER membrane; SRP-dependent cotranslational protein targeting to membrane, translocation. NCBI's taxonomy places the organism in Eukaryota, Metazoa, Chordata, Amphibia, Anura, Hylidae. The record is from RefSeq and is a predicted model, not a curated record.